AUGGCCUGCCCCUACAGCGCGUACGUCUCGACGGCGACGCGCGAGUGCCAAGACGGCGCCUACUGCAUCGUCGACAGUGCGUGCAAGACGCUGAAGGCGUUCACGACCAAGGACUUUGUCGUCGACAAAGCGAAACAAUCAAGACUCGUUGUGCGAGAUCUCGUCGUGUCGCAUGUGGCCGAUUUGCCCAACGCGUUCGUGGGACUCAAAAUACGUUUCUUCAACACCUACACUCGCUCGGUGGGCGACCUCUCGACGACGUCCAACGUCAAUGGCUUGGAGAUUCUCGACAAUGAGACGCCGCUCGAUCUCUCGCGCGUGGUGUGGCCAACAACACUCGAGAUCAUGACUGUUGAAAACACGCAGAUUGUGGCGUUUCCAGCGACCCCCCUUCCCAAAAACCUCCACUGGCUUACGCUGAGUAACACCAGCCUCACGAACGUGCAGCAUCUCGACAUGAGCACCCUUUGGUUUGUGAAUUUUGAACUCAAUCCGCUCACGGCAUUGUACAACGUGACCUUUGGCGAAGGCCUCCAACAACUCAAUUUUGGCAAAGCCAACUUGACGACCUUCACCGUGGACCCCGGGACGUACGACGUACUUCGCAACGAGAGCCAUGCCGUGUACUUUAUGGGCGCUCUCGACAUCACGGCCACAUGCAAGGUGCCCAAUCGCAUCAUGCCGCUUGUCCCCAACGGCCCCGAGAUUUUUACGGCCGCAGCGCGCUUUGUCUGCGUUGCCCCAGGCAAGAUGUUGCCGCCACCAACCCCGUCCAGCGUGCCCACAACCAGCGCAUAUCGGCCGACAUCCAUGGCCCCACCAACGACGGACAGUGUCGUGGCUGCAGCGUCCGGCCUCAGUGGCGUCGCGAUCGCGGGCAUUGCGGCCGGUGCCGUCAUCCUCAUCUUGGGCAUCGGGUUGUAUUUCUUCUGCCGCCGACGUCGUCCAAGCAGCCCGAUGACCACAAGCAAGCCACACGAGAGCUCACACCCCUACGAGGGGGGCACGGCGACCGCCGAGUCCCGGCCGUCGGGGUGUCCGCCCGCCAACUUUGAUGACCUCGCAAUGCUGCGGCUCGAGAGCUCGUUGCUGCUGCCCAUCGCGUGUGUAGCCGAAGGCGCGUACGGCCAAGUGUGGCGGGGGACGUAUCAAGGACAUGCCGUGGCGAUCAAGGGCCUCUUGCCGGGCAAAAAUUCGCGCUCUGCGGUUGAACAGUUUGCCAACGAGAUUCUUCUCGCCUCACGGAUGUCAAGUCCGUACAUUGUCGCAACCAUGGGUGCGAGCUGGCGCGUCCCUUUUGAGCUGCAAAUGGUGCUCGAGUGGAUGGACCGAGGCGACCUGCGGGGGGUCCUUCAAGCGACGGCCCCCCCAACGCCCGACGGCGACGCGCGCGGUUUUUCGUGGGACGAAAAAAUGGCGUGCAUGCUGAGCAUGGCGGAAGGCCUCGCGUACUUGCACUCGCUCGACAUAAUCCAUCGCGACUUCAAGUCCCGAAAUGUGCUCUUGGACUCGACCAAGGGCACCAAAAUCACGGAUUUUGGCACGUCGCGCGAGACCACGACCGACACGAUGACGUUUGGUGUCGGCACGUACCGCUGGAUGGCGCCCGAGAUUCUUCUCGACAUUCAAUACUCGACGGCUGCCGAUAUUUACUCGUUCGGCGUCGUUCUCUCGGAGCUCAGCACGCACGAGAUCCCGUACUCGGACCAGCGCAACACGAGUGGGCAUCCGCUCGUCGAUACCGCAAUCAUGGGGCGCGUCAUGACGGGGUCGAUCCGACCGUCGUUCGGAACGCAACUGCCGCUGUGGGUGCGCCACGUCGCCGACGCCUGCAUCGCAUGGUCACCUGAAGCCCGCCCGACGGCGCUCGAAGUUGCGCAUACGAUUCGACAGCAGAUUCGCGCAACACUUUAAUCGCGGCGCUAGUCCUAGCCCAUUCUAGUAUGUGUGUAUAAACGAAUAAAUCUUGCUUCACAAUCCUGUGAUCCCAUUGGAC
Molecule: messenger RNA, 1996 nt
Organism: Saprolegnia diclina VS20
Lineage: Eukaryota; Oomycota; Saprolegniomycetes; Saprolegniales; Saprolegniaceae
Product: TKL protein kinase
Exons: 17
Coding region: 1-1914 (637 amino acids)
Biological process (GO): protein phosphorylation
Molecular function (GO): ATP binding; protein kinase activity
Source: RefSeq, a predicted model, not a curated record